AUGGCCCCCGGGACCCAGAGGCCCCCCUCCCAGGGGCCAAUAACAUUCAAGGAUGUGGCUGUUGACUUCACCCAGGAGGAAUGGUGCCUGUUGGACCCUUCACAAAAAAAGCUGUACAGGGAAGUCAUGCUGGAGAAUGUGAAGAAUCUACUCUUCAGGAUCCACACUAGAGAGAAACCAUAUGAAUGUAAACAAUGUGGAAAAGGUUUCAAAGAAAGGGUCUUUCUUGCUAAGCAUCAGAGAACCCACUCUGGAGAGAAACCUUAUGAAUGUACACAGUGUGGAAAGGCUUUCACAGAGAGGGGCUCUCUUGCUAAGCAUCAGAGAACCCACUCUGGAGAGAAAUCUCAUAAAUGUACUCAAUGUGGAAAGUCUUUCAGAGAGAAGGGUUUUCUUGCUAAGCAUCAGAGAACCCACUCUGGAGAGAAAUCUUAUGAAUGUAAACAAUGUGGAAAGGCUUUCAAACGGAAGAGCCAUCUUGCUUCACAUCAGAGAACCCACUCCGGCGAGAAACCUUAUGAAUGUACACAGUGUGGAAAGGCUUUCCUGCACAAGGUGGAUCUUGCUGCACAUCAGAGAAUCCACAGUGGACAUAAACCUUAUCAAUGUAAACAAUGUGGAAAGGCUUUCACACAGAGCUCUGGUCUUGCCGUACAUCAGAGAAUCCACACUGGACAUAAACCUUAUGAAUGCAAACAAUGUGGAAAGGCUUUCACAGUGAGAGGCUCUCUUGCUAAACAUCAGAGAGUCCACUCUGGAGAGAGACCUUAUGAAUGUACACAAUGUGGAAAGGCUUUCACAGAGAGAGGCUCUCUUGCUAAACAUCAGAGAAUCCACUCUGGAGAGAAACCUUAUGAAUGUAUACAAUGUGGAAAGGCAUUCAGAGAGAGGGGCUCUCUCACUGUACAUCAGAGAAUCCACUCUGGAGACAAACCUUAUGAAUGUAAACAAUGUGGAAAGACUUUUACACGGAAUGGCUAUCUUGCUGUACAUCAGAGAAUCCACACUGGAGAGAAACCUUAUGAAUGUAAACAAUGUGGAAAGGCUUUCACAGUGAGUGGCAAUCUUGCUAAGCAUCAGAGAAUCCACCUUUGA
Messenger RNA from Gracilinanus agilis (Agile Gracile Mouse Opossum), 1095 nucleotides. Its product is annotated as zinc finger protein OZF-like. Bases 1 to 1095 code for a protein of 364 amino acids. The record is from RefSeq and is a predicted model, not a curated record. Gene Ontology annotation, biological process: regulation of transcription by RNA polymerase II. The transcript has 2 exons. Lineage: Eukaryota; Metazoa; Chordata; Mammalia; Didelphimorphia; Didelphidae. Gene Ontology annotation, molecular function: DNA-binding transcription factor activity, RNA polymerase II-specific; RNA polymerase II cis-regulatory region sequence-specific DNA binding.